This is a messenger RNA of Nerophis lumbriciformis (worm pipefish), 1044 nucleotides long. NCBI's taxonomy places the organism in Eukaryota, Metazoa, Chordata, Actinopteri, Syngnathiformes, Syngnathidae. The record is from RefSeq and is a predicted model, not a curated record.
AUGGCGGAGGUCGCCCACAAGCUGGGCGGCGGAGUUUGCCGCUUGUCCACCCUCAGGUACGGCCAGAGUCGACCGGUGUGCUCCGGGGAAGCUUGGCGUGAUAAGGACACUUUUACCGUAUGCCGGAAUAAGAAUGUUUUAACAGAAAAUGAAGGCGACAUUCGGCUAAAAAGCAUAAGGGCAGAACCCAAAAUAGAAGUCAGGCCAGUGGGAAGACCUUAUCAGGUGACUGAAACUUGUCUGGACCUUAACUCUCCUCGUUUUAGUGGAUUUGUUGUUCAUGCCAAUGAGACUUUGAACGGUUUAAACAAGUCUUUAUUUGGACCUUGGAGGCUUUCCGGGAGCAAAGCAGUUUCUUCCGAUUGUCUUAACCCCCGCUUCACGUCAAGUCAGCAGCUUCGAGCUUUCUGCAUCCUCAUCCGAGUCAAUAAGUCGGAAAGACGGCACAGUGUUCCUUUUAAAUUGAGAAGCUACAGCCGGACGAGAGACUCUAAAGAUGUCCCUUUGCACAGAAACAGGACGGCCUAUUAUGACAUCCUCAAAGUUUCCCCCAAUGCCACCCAGUCCCAAAUCAAGACGGCCUAUUACAAGCAGUCAUUCAUCUUCCACCCGGACAAAAACCCUGGAAAUGCCGAAUCUGUUCUGCGCUUCUCUGAGAUCAGCGAGGCCUACACCGUUCUGGGGAACAAAAGUUUGAGAAGAAAAUAUGACCGGGGCAUUCUCAGCACGAUGGAUGUCCACGGUGCAGGAAAACCCCCUUCCAAAGACACCCAGAGUAGACCCACUCAGCAGCAGCAGCAAACCACCUCUCGGCGGUUCUCCCAAACUGGAGGGAGGCCCAUGUACGACUUCGAUGCCUUCUACCAGGCCCACUACGGCCAACAGCUUCAGCGGGAGAGGGAAAUGCGAGCCAGGAAGGAGCGUGAAGUUGAGGCGCGCAAGGAGAAGCUGCGCAAGUGGAAGCAAUACAAGAUGAUCGAGGGCACGGUGGGCUUGCUGCUUCUCGCUGCGGGCAUCAUCUUGAUAAGCAUCACAGAGCCCUGA